Molecule: messenger RNA, 6130 nt
Organism: Xenopus laevis (African clawed frog)
Lineage: Eukaryota; Metazoa; Chordata; Amphibia; Anura; Pipidae
Gene: znf185.L
Product: zinc finger protein 185 with LIM domain L homeolog
Exons: 39
Coding region: 199-3510 (1103 amino acids)
Source: RefSeq, a predicted model, not a curated record
AAAAACUCUACAUUUUCACUCAGCAUUCAUGCAGACACGCUGUGGGAUCGGAUAUCCUAAACACAAAUCUGCUGUAAAACACCUGCAUUUAGAGUGUCUACACAGUGCAAGAGUCCACUCACUUUUAUCCAGCCUGCAAAGGAUAGAAAAGAUUUAUUAAAAGAAAAAAAAUAUAAGAGGUGGAAAGAUAUCUCAGCAAUGGCCAGCCCAGGAAAAAAAGAGAGAAGUGGCGUUGCAGAGGCAGACAGGAAAGAAAUCAUGAAGCAAAUGAAAGUGCGCACCACACUAAAGAACGACAUGAGCUGGAUUAAUCAGCAGAGUUUGGAAGAAAAGAAUGAGAAUAAUGCCAGUCCACUGUCACCCAGACAGAAGUUACUAUGGCCCCCAACUCCAGAAGCCAGUGAUGUCAGUGACUCAUCAGUAUUACCAUCCAAUGAGAUUGCUAACAGAACUUCCUCUAGCCCAAUUCAAGCAACUAACAAGCCAUCUAGUUCCAGACUAUCAACUGGAUACAUCAUAAGGGGUCAACCACUUUCUGGCUCAGAAAAGACCCAGUCAUCAUUUAAUGGUUACCAGAAAAACUAUGCCGUGCAAACUAAGAGCGCCAGCCUUCCACGUGUGCCUACUGCCUCUGGUUUCAAGAUGUCCACAGAUGAAUACAAGAAAUUAGCUCCAUUUAACACAAGGAACAAAUCUAUAGGGGAUCUGUCAGAUGAUGAAAUUCCAGUUUCUGCUGAGGAACAAGCAAAGAGAACUGAAGCAGCAAGUGGUGUGCUAAAGAACACAAAGGAUCGGUCAUAUGUAUUUUCUGCAGCCAAAAGAAGCAGCGUAAUCGGUGCACCAGAUAGCAAUCAAUCACACUUUGUGGCUAAAAGGGUGGAAGUAAAGGAAGAACAUGAAGAACAUAAGAGUGAAACAUCCCCGAAAUCCACUUAUAGGGAUAAACAGGGAUUACCUUCAAAUUCAUUCCCUCCAAGAAAUGAUGCAACUGCAAAGAAUGCAGAGAAGUCCUAUUCAGUGGAAAGUAAACAAACUACCGUCACAGUAAAAGACAGUGCACCUGCUGCCAUCGGAAGCCCUAAACUGAGCCGGAGGGUUGUUAGCAGUACAUCAGAGAGUAGAAGUUCACCAGUAAAUCCUGACCCAGUUCCCAGAGGGCCAAGCAGAGUGGACUUAAACGAAAAAUGGGAAGAAAACAAGAGUUCAACACGUCCAAAAUCUCUUUCUGAUUAUCUGUUGGAAGAUGCUGGCAGGUUUGAAAGUGGUUACAAAACAACACAAACCAGUCAGCCAACUUCUCUAUCAUCAUCCAGUGGAACAAGCCCAGGCAGCAGCCCCAGACUGACCACUAGAAAUAUCAGCAGAACCCUGGAGACAAAUAUCUCAUCAGUUAAACCAGAGGCAGGAAAGAUAACAGUCGUCAAAGAAGAAAGGAGUACAAGUCCAGCCGGUAGCCCCAAGGUGACUACUAGAAAUAUCAGAAGCACCACCGAGACCAGUAUUUCAUCUAUAAAACCAGAGUCAGGCAAGAUUACAGUUGUCAAAGAAGAAAGGGGAACAAGCCCAGCUGGCAGCCCCAAGGUUACUACUAGGAAUAUCAGAAGCACCACUGAGACCAGUAUCUCAGGCAAGAUUACAGUCGUCAAGGAGGAAAGAGGAACAAGCCCAGCCGGCAGCCCCAAGGUUACUACUAGGAAUCUCAGCAGCACCACUGAGACUAGUGUCUCAUCUAUAAAACCAGAGCAAGGGAAGAUUACAGUUGUCAAAGAAGAAAGGGGAAGAAGCCCCACUACAAGCCCCAGGGUGACCACUAGGAACAUCAGCAGCACCACUGAGACUAGUAUCUCAUCAAUGAAACCAGAGCCAGGGAAGAUUAUAGGCGUUAAAGAAAGUGGAUCAAGCCCAUCGAGGAGCCCCAAAAUGACCAACAGAAAUAUCAGCAGCACCACAGAGACAACUAUCUCAUCGAUCAAAACGGAGCCAGGGAAGAUUACAUUGACUAAAGAUGAAAGCUGGGUGAACACAGAAGAGAGAAGAGAACGCAACAGGAGUCCUGCACCCCCAAGAUCUCUUGCUGAUUAUCUUCUGGAGGAUGCAAACAGGUUUGAAAACAAUUAUACAGCACCUCAGUCCAGUCAACUAUCUUCCAACGCAGCUGCAUGCAUUGGAACAAGCCCAGUCGCCAGCCCCAGACUGACCAAUAACAAUAUCAGCAGCACCAUUGAAACAAAUAUCUCAUCCAUUAAUCCAGAGUCAGGGAAGAUUACAGUUGUCAAAGAUAAAAGUGGAACCAGCCCCGCAAGUAGCCCCAGAUUGACCACUAGAAAUAUUAGCAGCACCAUUGAGACAAGCACCUCAUCCAUCAAACCAGAGCAGGGGAAGAUUACAUUUGUUAAAGAUGAAAGCCCAUCCAUCAGCCCUAGACUAAGCCAUACGUAUAGCAGCAGCACGACAGAGACAACUAUUUCAUCCAAUCAACCAGACCCGGGGAAGAUUACAUUCAUCAAAGAAGAAAGCAUAAGUAAACCAGAUGUUCCCAAACUGACAACAUUAGGCACAAACAUCACAGAGACAAAGGGAUCAGGUGUACAGACUGGACCAGGAAAGAUCACUGUCUUCAAAGAAGGAAGUAACAAAGAUACUGCAGAACUUCCAAAACUAACUUCCUGGUCUACAAAAAAUGUGAUCGACUAUACUAAACCAGACAACCGGGCCGCAUCCGGAAAAAUCACUGUCAUCACAGAUGAAAGUGGCCCAGCUGUGAAUACUGAAUCUGAUCUGAUUAGCUGGUCAGAUCUGGAUACAAAUCUAAGAUCUGGAGGAAUUAGUGAAAAGUCCACAAUGGAGUCAUCAUUGAUUUCAGCAUCUCCUAGCAGACUUGUCUCGCAGUCAGGAAGCAGAAGUUCCACCACAGUAACCAGAGAAACACGAUAUGAAAACUCAAGUGGUUCUGACAGAAGCAGCUCUCCAAGGCCUACUCCACGUGCUAGGGACAAUAUUACUACUACAGUUACCGAAUCCAAGUACCCAGUAUCUGACGCUUUGAACGAUACUACAAAUGGUAGCAGUUACAGCUCCCGCACCACAGUUACUACAACUCAUUCUACAGAACCUUCUUAUACAGAGUAUCUAGAUGGAAAUGAUUCAAGAGCCACAAGCAAUAAAGGAGUUCUUUUUGUAAAGGAAUAUGUUAACACAAGUGGGAGUCUCAAAUCACCAACAAAUUCUGGAACCCUACCAGACUUUACCGGAGACUUUGAGAGAUCCUACAGCAGCUCAAGUUACCUUUACAACAGUGCACCAAAAAGUUCUGAUGGAGGACCUUGCACUUACUGUGGCCGUGAAAUCGUAGACUGUGCAAAAAUUAUUCUAGCGCACCUGAAUAUUUACUGCCAUGAGUACUGCUUUAAGUGUGGCAUUUGUAACAAGCCAAUGGGAGAUUUGAUCGAUAGCCUAUUUAUUCACCGGGAUGUGGUACACUGUGAGAGCUGCUAUGAAAAGCUUUUCUAGAUCACCGGACUGAAGAACAGGAAAAUGUCCAUGCUUACCUUGCCUCUCAUGGGUUUUCCACACAGAAAAAGUAUUUUACUCAUUAACUUCAGCUAAUAUUGAAUAUAAUAAUACUAAUACUGUGACGCUUGGGGGGGGGGUCACAAAUGCACUUGGUUAGUUUGUGCUCUCUAUUCCAAAACAAAUAAUUAUUAUGGCCUAUUAGAACCACACAGUAAAAUGUAACAUGUUUCUGUUCUAAAUUCCUUCUUUCAUAAAAUCAGGUGGUAAUGGCAUUCAAAAGGGGUUGGGAAUUUUUUCUAUAAACCAAAUAUGCCCUGUCUGUAGCCUACCAGCUGUUAUAAACAACAAUUCCUAGAAUGGCAUGGCUGCUAGUUGUUGUUAAAAAAAAGCCAGAAAGUCUACAUGGACACUUUUAUGAUAAUUAAGAGAACCUUUAGAGCAGACAGAACAACUCAUCUACGGUGCUAACACAUACAAUAUCAACGGCUUGAUAUACAAUAAUGCUUACCUUGGCUGAUAAUGAAAAAAAUAUUGUAAUCUAUUUUUAGAAAAUAAGCCGUUUUUUCUACAGUUCACAAAAAUGAAUCAAAGUUAGGCAGUUCUUACUUAUAUGGUAUAUUUUCAUUCUAGUAAGUGAAUAAACUUAAUUUAGAUAGAAAAUAAUAAAACAGACUAUAGAUAUAUUUUGAACAGUGUAUUACAUUCAAUGACAACUGUAUGCAACUUCCUUUUUUCCCUUUUAUCUCCAUAUUCACUUGUUUUUAUUAUCGUAUCGAACCCUAUAUUUUCUUUUAAUGUAUUGUUCUACUCUACAGUGCUGCUUGUACAAGUAGUGCUACAUACAUUAAAAAAUGCAUACAUACCUACAUAUUCACAGCGCCGGAUUUGCCCGCCCGCACUACCACACGCUGGCGCAAAAGCGCCAGCGUGCGAGCACCGAAGCACUGGGGAGCACAGGCGGCUGGGCGGCAUGCCACCCCCAAAAAUGUGCCGCCCUAGGCCCCGGCCUAUGUGGCCUUGCCACAAAUCCGGGCCUGCAUAUUCAUUAAGUAAAACAAAACCUAGUCACCCGUCAUUUAACAAACAGUAUAGAGGUCUUCAGUAUAGGUUUAUUUAACAUAUAAAUAAUAAAGCUCAAUGUCAUACUCAGAUGCAUGGAGACAUGAGAUAUAUUCAGUUCCAUUAUUUAAAAUUCCAGUUAUGUCAGCUAACCUUGGUUGUAAAUAUUCAUGAAACUUUUUUUCAUAACCUGGUUAUAAAACAUCUGCCAUGUUGGUAAUAUAGUAUAGAAUUACUAGAUUACCAAUAUGGGAUACAGAGAGGGCUAUGUAUCAAUGCCCAUGUCUAAAUUAGGGAAUUUAUUAAUAACCCCUAAUCAUUUUUAUUUAAAACGACUUACAGGCAUUCUGUGAAAAGCGUAGGAAAAUGUAACUGUGAAUUUACCAACUAAUGAUCUUGUAAUUAAUUUGGAAAACUGGUGAACAGAUCUUGGAAUUAUUUAAUAAAUUGUUUAUAAUGCUUUGCAAAUGACUAGAAAAUAAUUUUGUGAUUAUCUGGAAUUAUAUAUAUUAUCUGUAGUAAUUAUUAAGCAAUUGGUCUUUCUUGUUACAAAAAUUAUAUAUUUAAUUUAUAGUUUUCUAGACACUGUUAAAAUGUAUAUGAAUAAGCUAUAUAGGUUAUGGUUGAGGAAUCUGUGAAGCCUUUCAUGCUGUUAGGCCCCAAACUCAUCAGUCACCUGUUUGAGCUCCCGGUUUGCUAUGAGGAGUAAACAGUAGUGUAGUUUCCACCUAAAGCUAUAAUAGCCAAAGCAUAUGAACUAAUUUAUUAUUGAUAAGAAUACAAAAUAGAGACCAGUUGCAAAUUGUUUCAAAUUCUGCCCUCUUUUUAUUACUUAAACUUAAGUAGAUUAUGACUGUAGCAUCUGUCACCUUAAAUGUGUAUGGCCAGUUGUGAUCUGUGAAAACGACAUACCAUAAAACAGACACGGUCAGCCAUCUGCACUCUUGAGUGUUGAGAGACUACAGUAUUUAGCAUCCAUAUAUACAGCAUGGCAGUGAACGGUGUAGGAAGAUUGUGUUAGAACCCUCCUGUGCAACUUAUAUUAUAAGACUUUUCUGCCAAAAAUAAAAGAAUGUACAAUUAAUUAACAAUACGAUCUUUUUCAAACCAAAGUUGUCCAGAUCUAAUAACAAAUAACAACCAAUCAACAGUUACAAUUUACCAGUGCAGUUCAGUCAGAAUAAGCAUAGCAAAGAUUGCACUGGUUAUGAGUUUCUAAAGCUUAGCAGGUGUUCAUACAUUCUACUUUGAAAGAAUUAUUGAUAUUUUAUUCAUUAAGCAUUUGUGUAAUAAAACAAUGAGAAAAAAACUAUGUUUAGUUCUUGUAUAAAACUGCACUACCUAAUGGAUGCACAUUCCAUUAUAUUGACCUAAAGGUCAUUAGCCAGGAGCCAUAGGGAAGAUACUUUUAUAUUAUUAAGUGAAUGGUUAAAUAGACUUUUUUUGAAAGGAGAUACUGACUAUUCUGCUUUACUAUACAUUUGUCAUUCUUAUUCAUUAUCUAUUUGCCUUCAAUGUUAAAUAUCACAAAAUAAAUAUUCUUGUAAGUGACACAUUA